AUGGCGGGCAACUGCCGGCCGGCAUUGGCAUUGGCUUUGCCGGGAGGCCAGUCGGCUGAUUGGUUCAGCGCCGACGACGACGGAGGGCAGGCAGGUACUGUUACCGAGCCAGCGGUGCGGCGCUGCUUGUGGCCGGUCGGGAAGCAAUCCAUGGCAAUGACACAAGGGAGUGAGUGCUCAGAGCCGAACAAGGCGCAAUGGAAUGCAAGGGACAACCUAGCAAAGGCGGCCGCACUGGAAACCAACACACCAUCCCCCCCACUCGGCGCAUGCAAGGCGGACGAAAGCUACAAGCCCACACAGCAAAAGAGCGGCCCAUAA
This is a messenger RNA of Gaeumannomyces tritici R3-111a-1, 321 nucleotides long. RefSeq lists its product as hypothetical. Lineage: Eukaryota; Fungi; Ascomycota; Sordariomycetes; Magnaporthales; Magnaporthaceae. The record is from RefSeq and is a predicted model, not a curated record. The coding region runs from base 1 to 321 and encodes 106 amino acids. The transcript is spliced from 3 exons.